UCCUGAUCAGAUACACGCUCAGGUGUAAAACCGGUUUUCACAAUACUGGUUUUCCUUCUUUCUGUUUCUUCAGAAACCAGGCAGUGAUGCCUAUUGAUUCAGAACAACACCCCCUCACCACAAGAUUAUAAGUUAAAACCCUGGAGUUGUAGCUGUAGUCAGAAAAAAGGAGAGUCAGGCACUUAGAACAAGACGAUGUCUGGUUCACUAAAGCAGUGAAUUGGGAGUAUUGGUCUCAAGUAACAGCAACAUUCACCUUGACAGAACACAAACACAGAAUCAACACUGAAAUCAGAUAUGUGCCACCAGGAGCCAACUUGGCCACCAAGCUUUUCAAAACCCUCUUUGCUGUAACUAAACCUUCCAAACUACAUUGGGCAAGUUGUGAGGUGAUCAGAAAAUGUCUAUCAGAACAUCCAGCCACUUCAAAACUGGGAUUGCAGGAAAGAGCAAGAAGGUGAAACUGCGGGACGUCUUGUCAACAGACAUGAUUAGCCCCCCACUUGGGGAUUUUUGCCACAGAUCGCAUAUUGGCAAGAGUGGAGAGAGCGACACAUUUGGUGACAUGUCUUUCCUCCAGGGACAGCAUGAUCUCCUGUCAACCUUAGGUACAUCAAAAGACCUAGAGGGUAGGGGGCCCCCAAAACCCCCUCGUCUACACCUGAAAGAGUCUUUCAAUCUGGCCCAUAGUGCGUCAGUCGAUACUAUGCCAGCCACUAUCAAACCUACAAAUAAUCAACCAAUUGCUGACUCAACCACCCUCCACCACAACCGAUCAGGGGGCUCACAUGAAGAGUUAGCCGAUGGUCAGAAAGCCGAUGAGAAUCAGCAACAAACUGAAGAUUUAGAAGCACAACAGUGCCCAACUGAGACUAAAGUUUAUGAGUGUCCGUCAGACUCCAUGUUUUCAUUUAAGAUAGAUUUGGGACCUUCAAUAUUGGAAGAUAUUCUCAAAGUUAUGGAUAAUUACAGAUGCUAAGACUUCACAUUUUGUUAGCUGCUGAAGAAUGGCAGCAAAUUAGGCAGAAUAAUGCCAACCUUCAUUCAAAGUCUAACGACACCCUAACUCAUCCAGUUGUCAAAGAAAGAAAAGUUUAUUAUUAAUGAAUAUUUAGUAAUAAGCAAGGCGGAAAAUUGUAAGUAAACCUCAUACAGUAUCACAUUCACAUGACUCCAAACAUUAUGACACUUAUCAAUUGAUCUGUGAUAAAAAGGGCUAAGGGGAAAAUCUCACAGGAAUGAGGAGUUUGUAAGAGUGAUGUGCUCUCGAGGGUCAUCUGCAUGGCAGCUUGCAAAGGUUUUCAAACUAGCACAAGCAUUUUUAGCGCACUGUGAUCUAUAUCUAAUGCUCUUUUAUUUCCCAUACCC
Molecule: messenger RNA, 1368 nt
Organism: Chiloscyllium plagiosum (whitespotted bambooshark)
Lineage: Eukaryota; Metazoa; Chordata; Chondrichthyes; Orectolobiformes; Hemiscylliidae
Product: cdc42 effector protein 2
Biological process (GO): positive regulation of actin filament polymerization; regulation of cell shape; positive regulation of pseudopodium assembly
Cellular component (GO): cytoskeleton; cytoplasm; plasma membrane
Molecular function (GO): small GTPase binding
Source: RefSeq, a predicted model, not a curated record